AUGUCUCAAGAGCAUGAGAGUGGGUCAGAGAAGGACGUCGACGGAGAGGGUGAAGAAGAUGUCACUGAAGAGAACUUCGAUAUUGAGCAAUGCUGGGUCAUCAAGGGUCGCAAAAGAACUUGGGUACCUGAGACUGUGAUGAAGUUGAACGAGCCCUACAUCAAGCUGUCCAAGUUUGACCGUGGGUUUGUCCACUUCUGCUUAUCGAAGCCGAUGUCGAGCACCAGCAAACAUGGACAAGAACCGGCCAAUGCCAAUACCCCUUCCUUUGACAACUUAUUGCAAAUGAGGAUUGCUGCUUCUGUGAAAGCUGCCCAAGAACAAAUGGAGAUGGAAGAGUCUCAGGAAGUGGUGCUAACGCAGUUCUUGGAGCUUCAGAACUGGGACCCCAAGGAGGGAGUCAUCCUUACCAACCCUCAUGAGGCAUCAACUGAGUUGAUCAAUUUUGUAGUUGGUUUUUUUCGGCUGACUCCUGCAGACCAGAUUGAAGUGUUGGCUGCCACGUCGGCCCUUUGCGACCAUGAACAAAUUGGCAAAGGAGACGUCGUCAUCUCAACCAGGAACUUUGUGGGCGAAGUGUGGUUUCACAUGCACGUACGUUCCCAGCAAGUCACCGGCUUUUACACGGUGCUGUCAAAGUGGGAAAGUUUGGGUGGCAAUAG
Messenger RNA from Durusdinium trenchii, 662 nucleotides. The record is from the annotation of a GenBank genome assembly. NCBI's taxonomy places the organism in Eukaryota, Dinophyceae, Suessiales, Symbiodiniaceae.